Molecule: messenger RNA, 1305 nt
Organism: Lodderomyces parapsilosis
Lineage: Eukaryota; Fungi; Ascomycota; Pichiomycetes; Serinales; Debaryomycetaceae
Exons: 1
Coding region: 1-1305 (434 amino acids)
Biological process (GO): rRNA methylation
Cellular component (GO): mitochondrion
Molecular function (GO): RNA binding; RNA methyltransferase activity
Source: RefSeq, a predicted model, not a curated record
AUGUAUCGUCAGCUUCAAGCACGAAGACUGUUUUCCAAGCUCACGCCGCUAUUCAAAAGCGGGGAUUUGAAGCCUGUUUAUCGCCCCCACCAUGCAAACCCCAAGAAUAAAACACGAUCAUUUCAAAAACAUCUACCAGCCACCAAAGAAAAAUUGAAACCUUGGGAAGCAGAGAAUAUCAGCAAGGAUAGAUUUUUUAAACGUAAAUAUGGACACAUGUCCGAGGAAAGGCGAAGUUCAUUACAGGAGAAAGUUGCGAGACAAAGGAGGUAUCGAGAAAUGAAAAAAGCGCAUGAGAAACAAAAGCUAGAGGCGGAAAUUGGGUUCAAAAGAUCACGCGAUGAGAUUAAUUACGAUGGACAAAGUGCUAAGGAAAUUAUCGAAAGCGGUAAUAGUGGUGGGUUAAGCACUUUUUUUGAGUUUGUUUACGGUACUCACCCGAUAAAAUCUGUGUUGCAAGCUCGAAAGAGACCUAUCUUGGGUUUAUAUACAUUUAAUGCGGAUGAUGAUAAUGGAGUUAUAAAGCAAGCUCAGAAAGAGUACGGUAUAAAGGCUCAGCGGGUGAGGGAUAAAAAUGCGUUGAAUGUAUUGUCAAAAAAUGGUGUGCAUAAUGGUUUGGUUUUGAAGACGAAAGCAUUGGAUAUGCCUUACAUCAAAAAUUGUGGUCACGCAGAAAAUGGAACUUACACAGUCACAGUUGAGGAUGAAGACGGCGUAGAUUCGGAAAAAGAAUUAACCGUUUUGAGAAAGAAGGAUAAUGAUGAAGUAAAUGAGCUAUUCCCGUUGGCCUUAUUUCUAGACGAAAUCACCGAUCCACAAAACAUGGGUUCUAUUUUGAGAACUGCAUACUUUUUUGGAAUUGACUUUAUAGUGAUUCCUGAUCAUUCUAGUGCAAAAUUGGGACCUGUGGCCAAUAAGGCAUCAUCAGGCGCGUUGGAUUUAAUUGAUAUUUAUCAAACUGAUAGAAGCUUGAAAUUUAUUGAUUCUGUUCGUGAAAAUGGGUGGAAUGUGAUAAGCACCAGUGCCAAACCAGAUGAAUCAAAUUUAGAGGAAUUGAAAGACAAGGAUCAUAAGAUCGAAAUGAGCUUGAAGGACAAAUUCAUAAAUUUGGAUAGUUUGAAAACCAUUUUGAAACGAACCCCCGUAAUGUUGGUUAUUGGUAGUGAGGGCAAGGGUGUGCGAACUAAUAUGAAAUUAAGAAGUGAUUAUCUCGUGGGUGUUCAGAAACACAGAGAAAAUGAUGACAUUGUGGACUCGUUGAAUGUUGGAGUUGCAACCGGAAUCAUAGUCCAAAGCUGCUUGUGA